CGAAUAACUUGACCGUGCCAGCAGCCGAAGAGCCCGGAAUACAACCCGAGACCUCUAAGCUUCCAGUUCCUCCUUCCCCCGAGCCUGUCAAGAUGCGCCUUAACGUUCGCACCCUCACCGGCAAAGAGAUUGCCAUUGACGACAUCGAAAAGACUCACAAGGUCUCAUACGUCAAGGAGAAGGUCGAGGAGCAAGAGGGCAUUCCCCCAGUCCAACAGCGACUUAUCUAUGGCGGAAAACAAAUGAUGGAUGAUAAAACUGUAGAGGAGUAUGGUCUUGAGGGUGGCGCUACGCUGCACUUGGUGCUCGCUCUCCGUGGCGGCCAGUAAAGCUUCAUGAUAUCCAUUUUGUUCUCAUGGCUUAGCAUCCACAUGUGCUGUUUCGGCUAUUCUAGCAUGACCGCUCAACUGACGCCAUAAGUUAGCUAUGGCUCUGGGUCUUCCAAGGCGUUUGGGUUGAUGAGACCACGAAUAUCAUUAUUUCAUUUCUGUGGCAGCGAGCAACUGGCGAUGGAGCCUAUGCUACAGCGAGUUGUUGAGAUUGCAUCAUUACGUUCUCGGCUACAUAUGGUUGACCACGCGGUCUCUUCAAUACAUAUUUCGAAUUAGUUUCCGUGAAAAUCUAUGAAAAGAACUGAUGCUCUUCGGAAAUCAAUGGGUUUUCCACACGUUGUCUGCAAAUUAUACGCUUAAGAGAUAUGUUCAUGGGGUGUUUGACAACUCCUAGAAGCCGAACCAACAGCAUUGUAUUCCCUUUCAACUCUAAAUCCAUAAACGC
Molecule: messenger RNA, 777 nt
Organism: Xylona heveae TC161
Lineage: Eukaryota; Fungi; Ascomycota; Xylonomycetes; Xylonales; Xylonaceae
Product: putative NEDD8-like protein
Exons: 4
Coding region: 93-329 (78 amino acids)
Biological process (GO): regulation of proteolysis; modification-dependent protein catabolic process; protein neddylation
Cellular component (GO): nucleus; cytoplasm
Molecular function (GO): protein tag activity; ubiquitin protein ligase binding
Source: RefSeq, a predicted model, not a curated record